Messenger RNA from Odocoileus virginianus texanus, 843 nucleotides. Lineage: Eukaryota; Metazoa; Chordata; Mammalia; Artiodactyla; Cervidae. The record is from RefSeq and is a predicted model, not a curated record.
AUGGGCGCCGGGGGCCGGCGGGGGGCGGCAGCCGUGCUGCUGAUGGUGGUCGUCGCCGCGCUGCUGGUGGGCGCCGCGGGCCACCUGUACCCUGGAGAGGUGUGCCCCGGUAUGGAUAUCCGGAAUAAUCUCACCCGGCUGCAUGAGCUGGCCAACUGCUCGGUCAUUGAAGGACAUUUGCAGAUUCUGUUGAUGUUCAAAACAAGACCUGAGGACUUCCGAGACCUCAGUUUCCCCAAACUCAUCAUGAUCACUGAUUACUUGCUGCUCUUCCGGGUCUAUGGACUGGAGAGCCUGAAGGACUUGUUCCCCAACCUCACGGUCAUCCGAGGCUCGCGCCUCUUCUUUAACUAUGCAUUGGUCAUCUUUGAGAUGGUUCAUCUGAAGGAACUUGGCCUCUACAACCUGAUGAACAUCACCCGGGGUUCCGUCCGCAUCGAGAAGAACAAUGAACUCUGCUACCUGGCCACCAUCGACUGGUCUCGCAUCCUGGAUUCCGUGGAGGAUAAUUACAUCGUGCUGAACAAAGAUGACAAUGAGGAGUGUGGGGACAUUUGUCCAGGCACUGCAAAGGGCAAGACCAACUGCCCUGCCACUGUCAUCAACGGACAAUUUGUGGAGCGGUGCUGGACACACAGCCACUGCCAGAAAGGUAUGUCAGAGUUCUCUGGAUUCUAAACCAUUUCAUAUGACUUGAUUCAUUAAAAAGAUGCUGGAAAUGUUCACUAGUUCAGGUGGUGACAAAUCUUGUUUUGCAAAGGCUCAGAUAAUAAAUAAACUUUAAACUUUGCAGUCUAUACAGUCUCUAUUGCAACUACUCAACCCUGCUAUUGGGCUGGGGAA